Messenger RNA from Lytechinus pictus (painted urchin), 1218 nucleotides. RefSeq lists its product as uncharacterized. The record is from RefSeq and is a predicted model, not a curated record. The coding region runs from base 1 to 1218 and encodes 405 amino acids. NCBI's taxonomy places the organism in Eukaryota, Metazoa, Echinodermata, Echinoidea, Temnopleuroida, Toxopneustidae. The transcript has a single exon.
AUGAAAGUUCAUGUGUUCGGCGCUGUGUCCUCACCAUCAUGUGCCAAUUACGCAUUGAAAAGAGCGGCAGUGGACCAAGCAGACAGAUUCCCUGAAGAAGUUGUAAGAACAGUACAUCAGAAUUUUUACGUAGAUGACUGCCUGUGUUCUACAUCCAGUGUAGAAGAAGCCGUUCAGCUGAUGUCUGACCUAAUAGAAGUAUGCCGAGGUGGAGGAUUCCAUUUGACUAAGUGGAUUUGUAACCAACAAGAAGUGCUGAAAUCGGUCCCAUCAAGGGAAAGAGCAAAGAGCAUCAGAGGGCUGGAUCUGGAUAUUAAGAAUAAUGUGACAGAAAGAGCUCUUGGAAUUGAGUGGUCCACUGAUGACGACACCAUAGGUGUGAAGGUCGACCUGAAGGAUAGGCCUUGCACAAGAAGAGGCAUUUUAUCCACAGUUAGCUCGAUAUACGAUCCUAUAGGAUGUGUGUCUCCAGUGAUAUUGCCAGCAAAGCAGUUGCUCCAAGUACUGUGCCGAUCUCAGCUAGGUUGGGACGAAGAGAUCCCAUUAGACAUAUCUAAGAAGUGGCAGAAGUGGAAGGCGGAGCUACUCAUGCUCUCGCAAUUUAAGAUGCCUAGAUGCCUUAAGCCUAGCAGGUUUGAUGCAGAAGCAGUGACUUUACACCAUUUUUGUGAUGCUAGUGAGAAAGGGUACGGGACAGUCUCCUAUCUAAGAUGGCAAAAGGAAGACGAGAUUCAGAUGAGCUUGGUAACAAGCAAAGCAAGGGUAGCACCAUUGAAGGAAGUCUCUAUCCCAAGAAUGGAACUCGCAGCAGCGACUCUAGCAGUCAGGAUUAAUCAUAUGAUCAGGGAAGAGCUAGAAUUUCCCAUAGACCAAACAUAUUUCUGGACAGAUAGUAUGUCAGUCUUAGGAUAUGUAACCAAUCAAACAGCCAGAUUUAAGACAUUCGUCGCUAACAGAGUGGCAGUAAUAAGGGACAGAUCAGAACCACGUCAAUGGCGUUAUGUGGAGUCAUCAAUGAAUCCCGCCGACAGCUGUUCAAGAGGAGUCGAGGUUAGCAAGUUCCUUCAAUGGAAAGCCUGUAAGGAUGGACCAGAAUUCCUGAAGAAUCCAGACAAUGAAUGGAUGAACAAGUGUGAAGUGUUACCCGAUGACAUUACAGUGGAGCUGGAAGUUAAAGGAAAAUGCUUAGCAACAGAAGCAAACCAAGAGAACUGGUGA